UACUGAACUGCCGUCUCGACUCUCUGUGCAUUCGAUCAGUCAAUUGAAUUGAUCAUGAAGUCGGCUGUUCACGCCGUCUUGAUUGCGCUGUAUGCUGUGCUCGCUGUCUUGUUUCCCAGCGUGAUCGCGGAUGACAACCAGGAAUACAGAAGUACGCUGCGCACACAUUCGCUGUUCCCGCCUUACCUUGAUCAGGAUGUGCAAUCGCGAUGGUGGGACUUUGGCGGAGACACGGUUAUCAACGCCAACAAGCAUGUCCGCCUUACUUACGACCGUCCUUCUCAAACGGGUUGGUUGUUUAGUCGUUUGCCUUUGACCGCGUCAAACUUUGAGAUUGAGUUUGAAUUCAAGGUCUCUGGAUCGGGCCAGAACAUUUUUGGUGACGGUAUGGCUGUCUGGAUCACGAAAGAGCGUGCCCAGAGUGGCCCAGUCUUUGGCUUUGUUGACAAGUUUGAGGGUCUUGGUAUCUUCAUUGACACCUACAAGAACAACCGACCUGGUACCAUGUUUCCCUACGUUAUGGCCAUGCUUGGUGAUGGUAAGACUGAAUACGAUCACGACCACGACGGCAAAGCGAACGAGAUUGGUGGCUGCUCGGCUCGUGGUCUUCGAGGGGCGUCCAUUCCUACAAAGGGCCGCAUCACUUACUACAAGGACAACUACCUUGAACUUCAGCUUCAAUACAAGAACGAGGAUCAAUGGAUCACCUGCUUCAACGUCCCCCAUGUCACGCUUCCUACUGUAUCGUACUUGGGUUUCACUGCCCUCACUGGCGAACUCAGCGACAAUCACGAUAUCAUCUCCGUGAAAGCUCAGAACAUCUACACGCCUACAGUUGCUAAUCCUCAGCAAGCCCCCGUGAAUGCAGGUGUUCCGAAAGCGAAUCAGGGCUCAGGUUGGGGAAUGUUCCUCCUCAAACUUGUUUUCAUUGGUGCAGUAUGCGGAUCUUUGUAUGUUGCAUGGACGAUGUAUGCCAAACAGCGACGGAGGUCUUCUAGAUUUUAAAGAAUACCCAGAUUAGCAUACACCAUGCACACUGCAUUCUACUACGGUCUACCAAGCACAACAAGCUGUACUUGGAAUUGUACGGGCGGCUGAGUUGUAUCAUAUAGAAGCUCCAUACAUACAUAUUCAGCCCCAUGUGUUAAGACGGCGCAUUAUAUUAUCGAUAGGC
Messenger RNA from Saitoella complicata NRRL Y-17804, 1174 nucleotides. RefSeq names its product vesicular integral-membrane protein VIP36. The transcript has 4 exons. Lineage: Eukaryota; Fungi; Ascomycota; Saitoellomycetes; Saitoellales; Saitoellaceae. Gene Ontology annotation, biological process: endoplasmic reticulum to Golgi vesicle-mediated transport; Golgi organization; endoplasmic reticulum organization. Bases 55 to 1005 code for a protein of 316 amino acids. Gene Ontology annotation, cellular component: endoplasmic reticulum membrane; Golgi membrane; endoplasmic reticulum-Golgi intermediate compartment. Gene Ontology annotation, molecular function: D-mannose binding. The record is from RefSeq and is a predicted model, not a curated record.